AUGCCGCAAUCAGAGAUCAUCCCGAAGGUAGUUGAAGGUGACAAGGUUAUGAGGAACCGUAUUAUCAAUGGAACCAUUCGAGCUGAGCUCCUCCUUCACUGCCACUAUCAACAGUUCAUCCCAAAGAACCAACGCAUUCUGUACCAGGCCUGGGCUUGGAGUAUCUCAUCCAUUGUUUCCUCAUCCAAAGCCAAUGGCAACGCCACCCCUAGUUCACCGCUGAGCGAUUCGGGAGGACAGGCCAAAGUUAGAAUUGAGGUGGAAGCUGUGGAUAAGCCUGUUGAGAUUGGACAUGUGGAGGCGAUAAUGUUGUAUUAG
Fusarium venenatum is the source of this 318-nucleotide messenger RNA. The record is from RefSeq and is a predicted model, not a curated record. NCBI's taxonomy places the organism in Eukaryota, Fungi, Ascomycota, Sordariomycetes, Hypocreales, Nectriaceae.